Molecule: messenger RNA, 1407 nt
Organism: Epinephelus fuscoguttatus (brown-marbled grouper)
Lineage: Eukaryota; Metazoa; Chordata; Actinopteri; Perciformes; Serranidae
Exons: 7
Coding region: 81-1115 (344 amino acids)
Biological process (GO): T cell activation; interleukin-15-mediated signaling pathway; positive regulation of ERK1 and ERK2 cascade
Cellular component (GO): external side of plasma membrane; membrane raft
Molecular function (GO): MHC class II protein binding; protein tyrosine kinase binding
Source: RefSeq, a predicted model, not a curated record
UCUAAUGUUAGAAACAUUAAAUCAUGUUCUCAGAACAGUCUGACCAGUAGCUGCCAGGCUUUAACGUCCGCAGGUCGAGGAUGUUGGCAAACACAGGAAGUCUGUUGACUAAUGUUCAGGGCAACAACAGUGAACCUCAAGUGUACCUCUUCACACUGAACAGAUUUGCACACAGGAUGGCUGGACGUGCUGCGAGGCUGCUGCUGCUGCUGCUGUUAUCUUUGAUCACAGCAGGUGUAAUUGGAGAUGAUGGUCUGAUAUUUGCUGAACGGGUUUAUGAUAUUACAUUCCCAUGUGAGGACAAUUUAGUCUGCUUUUAUAUAUGGCAGCUCAGCACAAGCCAGAGCAGUGAUCACAUUGCUAUAGUCAGUAAUGGAGAGAUCCAGACUGCUGCAUCAGAGGACCAGGACUCUAAAUGCACUCUGCAAAUCACAGAUCUAACAGUGGAGGAUGUCGGACGUUAUCGCUGCCAACAAAGGCCAGAUGUCUUCUCUUCUGACAUCACCCCCACAGCCAUGCCAGAGUUAAACCUCAUGCCUGGUAAAACAGUGUCCCUGCAGUGUAUUCUCCUCUCCUACGUAGAGGACGGACAGUGCCAAACACCACUACACCAGGUCAGCCUGACGUGGGUGGAUGAAGCUGGCACUGAAAUACAAGAGGACUCCCAACAUCAGAUAAGAAAGGAUUCUUCUUGUGCUGUCACUCUGACUGUCACACUUAAAAGUCCUGAAAACAAGAAGUUUAGGUGCCAGGCGACAGUGGACGACGAAGUCCAGACUUCAGUGGAGUUGCGGGUCCGAGUCCCAGCUCUCAAAGGGAGGGGAAGAGGACUCUUCAUAGAGCUGGAACCAGAAGAUCAAGGUGGCAACCAGGACACGAUCGGCGUGGCUGUGGGGGUGGUGGGAUGUCUGGUUUUGACAGCGCUGGUUGCAUUGUUUGCUGUGAACAGAAGAAGAACAAGCAGCCAGCUGCCGGAUGAGUCUUGUUACACCAUCAGUACCAACAAUAUUAUGAACGAAGAGGACGUGAUCUACGCUGACAUUAUUCUACCCGUGGCCCCUGACAGAGUGUGGGUCCAUGAGUCCACUGAAUACGCCUGUGUCCUACACAAAUAGACUGCUAUCCAAAAUAUAACCUGCAGCUUGUGCUUUCUUUAUCUGUGAGCUCCAACUGUGUGUUUUAAUACUGUGAUUUGCUCCACACCAUCCCUGCACUGUAACUAUAGUUUGUAGGCUACUUAAAUCAGGAACAAUAAUAAUUUGAAUAGUCUACCUCAUUAUGUUUUACUUCUCUUUUAUAGAUAUUUCAACAAUGUAUUUUCUCUCUACCAGAGGAUGUAUUCACUGAAGUUUGUGGGGUUUGUUAUUUUCUUUGCAAAACUGUGUUCAGGUCUAUAAUAAAUCAAAA